ACCCGUGCUUAAGCCCGCUGUUGCUGAGGGUCUUAAACAGUCUCGUGCUGUUUAAAAGACGGAGCGGCCCCUAGUGCGCUUGCGCGGCGGCGUGGGCCGUGUACCCCCUGCAGCCCCGACUUGGUACGGCCGAGCGGUUGGUGCGGUUUGCAGCUGCAGCCCUGGGGCGCGCUUUUCAAAUCGUCCAGGACUUGCACCGAAAUGGAGCGGCAGCUGCCGAGGGGUCUCGCCGCGCAGCAGAUCCGCAGCCUCCGAGAGAAGAUAGACUUAGAAAUCCGCAUGCGAGAAGGAAUAUGGAAGCUGCUCUCACUGAGUAUAAAAAAAGACCAGGUUUUGCACGCAGUGAAGAACCUCAUGGUGUGCGGUGCUCGGAUACAGGCGUACACGGCGGAGCUACAGAGGUUAGAAGAAGAAGUUGCAAAUUCAACCAGAAGACGGGAUGCGAGUUUUGAAAGUAAAGAUCGAGAACCCUGCAGAGGAAAGAUCGCCCUGUCAGAUAUCCGAAUACCAUUAAUGUGGAAAGACUCCGAUCACUUCAGUAAUAAGGAAUGCACACAGCGUUUCGCCAUCUUCUGCUUAUUCAGGAUGGGAGCUCAAGUGUUGGACACCGACAUGAUGAUCGUGGACCAGACGAUCACGGAUAUAUGUUUUGAAAAUGUCACCAUAUUCAAUGAGGCGGGGCCCGACUUCCGGAUAAAGCUAGAAGUCUACAGCUGCAGUGCAGAGGAACCUUCCAUCACCAACACCCCAAGGAAGCUGGCUAAAAAGCUGAAGACGUCCAUCAGCAAAGCCACGGGGAGGAAGAUCAGCGCCGCACUCCAGGAAGAGGACCAAGAGGCCUGCUUGAUCGUCAGUUCCGUGGCGGGUGCAAAGUACCAUUUGCUGGCUCAUACUACGCUGACCUUGGAAGAUGCCGGAGACUGCUUCAAGACUCAUAACCUGUCUGUCCACGGCGAUGAGGACCGCUCCUUUUGGCUUCCCUUGUACGGCAACGUGUGCUGCCGGCUAGUGGCCCAGCCGGCUUGCAUGGUUGAAGAUGCCUUUGCGGGAUUCCUUAAUGAACAGCAAACAGGAAAAGGUCUGGUUGGCUGGAGAAGGCUGUACUGUGCCCUGAGAGGGGGUAAACUCCGCUGUUUUUAUGGUCCAGAAGAAAUCGAAGCUAAAGUGGAACCUGCUCUUUUGGUUCCUGUUGACAAGGAAACCAGAAUUCAGCCCAUGGAAAAGGAUUCGAAGAAAAUGCACUGUUUCUCUGUCCUCAACACGGCGGCCGGGCGAGCGGUGAGUCACAUCUUUGCGGCUGACAGCCUAGCGGACUUCCAGGAGUGGAUGAGAGCCUUCCGGCAGCAUUUCUUUGAUCUCAGCCAAUGGAAGCAUUGUUGUGAAGAACUUAUGAGAAUUGAGAUUAUGUCACCACGGAAACCACCUUUGUUCCUGGCAAAGGAGGCGACCUCAGUGUAUCACGACAUGAGCAUCGAUUCACCGGUGAAACUUGAAAGCAUAACAGACAUAAUACAAAAGAAGAUCGGGGAGACCAACGGACAGUUCCUCGUCGGUCAGGAUGAAGGACCCACAGCACCCCCGUGGGCCGCAGUCUUUGAUGGCAGUCACCAAAUGGUCAUCCAGAAGAAAGUGUUGUCCCCAACAGACAAACCGGCCCCCGAUGGGAAAAGGAAAAAGAGGCGAGCCCCGCUCCCUCCUACGGAUCAGCCUCCCUUCAGCGCAAAGACACAGGGUAGCUCGGAUGAGGCCAAGGCCCGCGGGGUCCAGGCCAGUGUCUCAGAAGCCUCCCCUCCAGAUCCCCGACUGUCACCACCUGUGCAUCCUCUCCAGAAACCAGUGGCUGCCCCUCGAAAGCUUCUCCCUGCCAGGCAAAGCAGUUCCGUCGAUGGUGGGCACAUGGACGCUAAAACCAGUUUUGAUGCGAAGCCAGUGCCAGUUCCAAGGCAGAAAUCCAUCAGAGACAUUCUGGACCCUCGAUCGUGGCUCCAAGCACAAGUCUAGGAAGCUCGGACUGUGUAAAUCCAGCUGUAAGGCUCUGGUCAGAGGUUAUACGUGUAUUGUUAUGUAAUUGUAUAGGUAAAGACCAGAGCAGCUUCCAGAAGCCGCUAAUAAGCUAUUAGGUACAGAAAAGCACCUUUAAAUAGAGAAUUAGAUUUUUCCUUCUCCUUUCCAGAAUAGAAAUGACCCCCCCCCCCCCACACACACACACACAGAGCAAAAGAGGCAGUUUCUAGACAGUAUCCUACUUGUUGGAAUGGUUAAUUUAUUCCUAAUUUAGUAGCUGGUAGAAGAAAGCGUUGAUUUUUUUUUUUGAAUCUAGUAAUAUAGAAUGUGUUCAAUACAAGCCGUAUUCUCACUGUGAGAAUUUUAAUACUUAAUGGAAUGUUUCAAAGGUUUUGUUCAAACCACAAAUUAUAGAAUCCACCCAAGAAAAUGUUUCCCUUCAGCUUUCUGGAAUUCGCAUCUAACGGUCCUCCCUCUGUUGUUUAACUAGAUGUCUAUAGGGUUGACCUUUUCAAUUCCUGGGAUAAAUGUCCCAAUAUUAAACUCUUUGUCUUUAAAGGGAA
This is a messenger RNA of Apodemus sylvaticus (European woodmouse), 2567 nucleotides long. It is a transcript of the gene Rtkn2, whose product is annotated as rhotekin 2. The coding region runs from base 202 to 2001 and encodes 599 amino acids. NCBI's taxonomy places the organism in Eukaryota, Metazoa, Chordata, Mammalia, Rodentia, Muridae. The transcript is spliced from 12 exons. The record is from RefSeq and is a predicted model, not a curated record. Gene Ontology annotation, biological process: signal transduction; positive regulation of cell population proliferation; hemopoiesis.